GUCUUUAAACUCAUAAUGAAGAUUCGUGAAUAAGUGAGACCCAACACUGGAAGUUCUUGUCUCUGGAGCGUGUGAGUGGAUGGUGAGGCUUGCUGAAGAAGCUUCUCUGGAAUUAUAGUUCCUGAAUACUGUUCAGGGUGUUCAUCUCUGAAACGUAAAAACAAAUCGCUGCUAUUCGCAUCACGUAAGCUUACUUUGAAGUGAAAGACCUCAUGAGUGUAGCGAAAUAUCAAAUGUGAGGAGAUAAUAGUACUAGAAAUCGCUUAAUAAGUGAGAAACUCUCGUAACUUUCAUGAGGAGGUGUUUGCUCGUGAAAUCUUAUAUGAAAACUCUUGAACCUGAAUGCUGUGGCCAGACUCUGCCAGUUGGAGGGCGAGCCGCACGCGUCGGCGAGGGAUGAUGGCCUUCUCCUCUCCACGCCACUCCAUCACGAUCCAGUAGCGUGUGACUCUUGCUGCGCCUUCUGAGGGGGGAAGAAAAUUACUAAGAAAAAGGGAAAAAGAAAGUAAAGAACACAUUGCGUGACACGAAUUGAAUAAGAAACAUAUGCAAUAGAGAAUAUCAAAAGGGGACGGUGCUGACAAGAACAAAUAAGGAAAUGAACAAGCGACGCUAGAAUACCAAACAGAAAACAAAAUAUAGGAGAAACAGUAACUAUGGUGGCCUUGGAGUAGCACGGGGAGUAAGGUGAAUGCGGUGUAAGGCUGUCCAUGUGGCUGUCGCGUCCUGUCUGGCCGCCUGACUUCCUGGCGUCCCAGACACGUCUCAGACUCGCUCUCUACCUCCCGUCCUCCACAGCUAACCCCUCCCCUCAGUGUGCAGGUGGCCCUUGCUGCCCCGGGUCCCCUCUCUAACUCCUACAGCAUACAUAUAUCUACACUGAAAUAUCUCCCCCAUACCUGUAUAAGAGAAGUCUUUACACCCUCUGCUGCCUCCACCUACCCUUCCUGUGUUUUAAUUUGUUGAGGCUGUAGCGAGGGUCUGGGCUGCCAUACACCCACUCCCCCUUCCUCCCCUGGUCCCAGCCUUACUCGCUAACAGACUUCUUGGUGAUAAUGUCUUAGCCUAGUAUAGCUUUAGUACAAAUCAUUCAUCCGUCAGUAACUUAAUUAUCUGAAAAAAGAGAGUUUGUUUUCCAAUUUGGCACUUCAGUAGCUGGUCCUUCGUUGAUUACUUUGUCACUGGCCACUCUCCCUGGUGCUCCCCGCGGCCUCUGAUUGCCCAUUCACGUCCCGACCUUUCUCCACUUUUCUGUUUGUCUUUGAUUUGUCAUCGCCCCGUCACGCCGUCUGUGUCGUGAUCCCGUGAGUCGCCCCGCCACCCUCCUCCCUUCCCACCACCCCUCCUCGACACUUCGCCACCUCUGGUCGUCGUCCACCUAAACUUUCGCAAACAUGGAUAUGAAACCUCGCCGCCGCAAGAAGGGAAAGAAGGGAAAGCCAAGUUACAAGUCACUACCCAAACUCAGUAGCCAAGAUGACGACGGCCCCAACACUCAGACCAACUACACAGGAACGGGAAAUUUCGAGCCCAUUCCCCACGACCACGACUUCUGCGAGAGAGUCGUCAUAAACAUAAGCGGUCUUCGGUUCGAGACGCAACUCCGGACGUUGAACCAGUUUCCGGAGACCCUACUGGGGGACCCGGCGCGUCGGAUUCGCUACUUUGAUCCUCUACGAAAUGAGUACUUCUUCGAUCGCAACCGGCCCAGUUUCGACGCCAUCCUAUACUACUAUCAGAGCGGAGGGAGGCUCAGAAGACCAGUCAACGUGCCACUCGAUGUCUUCGCGGAGGAGAUUAAGUUUUACGAGCUCGGUGAGAUCGCCACCAAUAAAUUCAGGGAGGAUGAGGGCUUCAUCAAGGAGGAGGAGCGGCCGCUGCCGGAGAACGAAUUCCAAAGGAAAGUGUGGCUGCUGUUUGAGUACCCGGAGAGCUCGCAGAACGCUAGAGUGGUUGCCAUCAUCUCCGUCUUCGUUAUCCUCCUUUCCAUUGUGAUCUUUUGCCUUGAGACACUACCGGAAUUCAAGCACUACAAGGUGUUCAAUACCACGACCAACGGCACUGUGGUGGAAGAGGACGAGGUGCCCGAAGUCACGGAUCCAUUCUUCCUCAUAGAGACCAUUUGUAUCAUUUGGUUCUCCACUGAACUAUUAGUGAGAUUUUUCGCAUCGCCACUCAAGGGAGCGUUUUUGAAAGACGUCAUGAACAUUAUCGAUAUAGUAGCUAUCAUUCCUUACUUUAUUACGUUGGCGACUGUGGUAGCCGAGGAGGAGGGCGAGGUGAUGGUCAUCCCUGCAGAGACACUUUCCCCGCACGAAAAGGGGUCAAACCAGGCCAUGUCCCUAGCCAUACUACGAGUUAUUCGACUGGUCCGAGUAUUCAGAAUAUUCAAAUUGUCUCGACACUCCAAGGGUCUCCAGAUUCUCGGAAGAACGCUCAAGGCCUCCAUGAGGGAACUCGGUCUCCUAAUAUUCUUCCUCUUCAUCGGUGUGGUACUCUUCUCAAGUGCUGUGUACUUCGCCGAGGCAGGCUCAGAAAAAUCCUACUUCAAGUCUAUUCCUGAUGCCUUCUGGUGGGCGGUCGUCACCAUGACAACAGUGGGCUAUGGAGAUAUGACGCCCGUGGGUGUGUGGGGUAAAAUCGUCGGGUCACUGUGCGCCAUCGCCGGCGUGCUCACCAUCGCUCUUCCUGUGCCCGUCAUUGUGUCAAACUUCAACUACUUCUAUCAUCGGGAGACCGACCAGGAGGAGAUGCAGAGUCAAAACUUCAACCACGUCACCAGUUGUCCCUACCUGCCUGGCACUGUUGGCCAGCACCUGAAGAAGGACUCUUUAUCCGAGUCGUCUUCAGACAUCAUGGAGCUUGAAGAGGGAGUCUUACUGUCGCACGACCUCAGUAAAAAGCAGAAUUGCAACCCGCGCCACAACAACAAUAUAAACGCUAUGAGCAUCGAAACUGACGUCUGACACUUGUGUGGCAGGAAGGAUUCAAGCAGUGCCAAUACUGAGUGCACAAAGUAACUACAAAGUGGGUCAGGCUGCCGCGCCACCUUCACCCUCAAGCGGAGGAGGCAUCCCAGAGCAGCACAGGGUCGCGUGGGGUCAGGAGGUCAUCCAGCAUAUUGAUUCGAGACAAAUUUGAGAUGCAUUCAUUGGUCACCAUUAGUUCUUAACAUUAGUCAAAGGGGAAAAUGUAAAUAUGAUAGUCAUUUUCAUAUUUCAAAUUAUGUAUUUUUGUAUAAUUCUGCAUCUUCUAGAAUUCUGGAUAUUGACUCGCACCUUUCACAUUCGGCAUUAACAGUGAUAAUAGUCAUGAGUUCAAGAAAUAAAACGAAAUUUCAGCAACUCGGCUACUCUACAGGGUUGAUUGAAAAAGAAAACGGUAUCCGGUCCCCCCUCCAUUAAAAAAAAAACAAAUGGAUUGUGAAAUUGGGCAUUAUAUUAUUAAGUGGAGAUCUUAAAUGACUCCAACCCAAGACGUCCACUCCUGACCCAGCCAGACCCAAGUGUGGCGAAUCAAAACAAUGCGAGCGAUAGAUAGAUAGAUGAGAGAGAGAGAGAGAGAGAGAGAGAGAGAGAGAGAGAGAGAGAGAGAGAGAGAGAGAGAGACAGAGAGAGAGAGAGAGAGAGAUGCUGCAGAGAUGAAUCGAGAAACGUUUGAUGUACUGUACAUGUGAUAAUCCCGUAAUCUUUAAAUAGUGGAAGAAGAUAAUGAUUAAAAAAAAUGACGCAACAAAAUUAUUCAGAGGAUUUUUUUAUGCAUACGCAGUCAUUAUUACUAUUGUUAUUAUUAUUAUUAUUAUUAUUAUUAUUAUUAUUAUUAUUGUCGAGAUGAUGAUGAUGAUGAUGAUUAGCUGUUUUGGUGUCAGUUCGGUGAUCCGUUGUGAAGUCGGAGUGGUGAUUGCGAAUGGCGGGACGAAGAGGAAUCCAGCCGGCAAGGGGAGAACAAUAACAGUGGACUGCUAAGAUAUUCGUUUGGCAGCUUUCCCCCCAUCCCCUUCUUCAUUUUUUUCUCUGUUCUAAUUCCCUUUUUUUUUUUUUUUACCCUCAAUAUUUUUCUUUGUUCAUUUCAGCCUCCUCCUCCUCCUCCUCCUCCUCCUCCUCCUCCUCCUCCUCCUCCUCCUCCUCCUCCUCCUCUUCGAGUUCAUUUUUAUAAUUAAACAAAUUUAGAGACUGCCUCUCUCCCUUUUUUUAAUCCCUUCCUUCUGUCUCAAACAAAUUCAGAAAAUUAUUCGCUACCUAACCUGCCCCAGUGACGAACUUCCAAGUACUUCACGCCCUCCUCCUACUGCUCCUCCUCCUCCUCCUCCUCCUCCUCCUCCUCCUCCUCCUCUUCCUCCUCCUUCUCCUCUUCCUCCUCCUCCUCCUCCUUCUCCUCCUCCUCCUCCUCCUGUAUCAACAUCCCCAUGCUACCACCACCAUCACCACCGCAUACACGUCCCUACUCUUGCUCCGCUUCCCUGUUCUUCUUUCCUUCAUCCCACCCUCCAUGUCGUACAGGCUAGUUUUCCCUCAUUCAUCUCUCUCUCUUAGCCUCCUCUUGGUCUACCUGACUUCCCAGAGUGACUCUAGAUUGGCCCGCAGACUCUGUGGCGUGUUUCUACUUCCGUCUGAAAUCUUGCCCUUCCACUGUCACAUCAUACAUGUGAGAGCGACCCUGGAAAAUUCAUACAUCAAGCUCUGCUUCUCAGGUGAUUCACGAGCUUCACGGGGUGUCAUAAGAGUCAAGGUCCUCAAUGAAUACUCGGGGAUAGUUGCCUUGUGGUUUAUGCCCUGAAGCUGAUGCAUUGCCUCACCUUCAGACUCUCACUGUAGGAGCAUUCUAAGGUAGUGGAACCCAUAUCUACCUUCCCCCAGCUGCCCAGAGGCUCCUUCUGCAUUUACUGUACUACUCCAUUUCCUAUUUAAGCCUCUAUCUAUUAACAUCUUUUACGACUUUUCCUGCUCUCUAUCGCGGUAGCUGACUGUCCCCGGAAGUAUUACGCCUCACUCUGGAACUCCAGUGCUCCCACCUUACCCUUGUCGGAUGCCAAAUCGUCGCAAGACUACGGUAGCAGUAUUUUGUGGGCAGAUGGGGGUAGGGGUAGUUCUGGGUGAUAGGAUUGAAAGCCUUUUGGUAACUCCUUAAUGAACCUCCCCCCCUUCCUAAUGUCAUUCCAACUCCUACAUCAAUUAGAAUUUUCCCAGGUUGAACAGCAAUAAGGCAUAAACAGUCUAUUAAUACCACUGUAACUUUAAGAUUUGUUUUCUGUUCACUCUGCAUAAUAACAGUUUUUAAAUAUUAGCUCCUUACAAAGCAUUUCAUAAUAUAUUGUUGUUCAACUGUUCCCUAAUAUACAUUCUCCUGUGUUAGUCAGUCAAGUGUCGGUAUGCUAAUGUCACCAAAAUCGUCAUGUGGUAAUGUUACAUGCAGUGUCACAACUGAUGUAGUGAGUGAUAAGAGACUCGCACCGCCACCACUACCACCUACUUCCACGACCCUCCACCAAGGCUAAAUCCCGAGCCCACUGUGCAGCCACCAAGUUUCCGGAAGAACCUGAAACAUGCGCAAACGGAUGGGGAGGAACAACAAACAAAUGAGCAACGAAUGAUGCAGCUGCCGUGAUCAGACUUUCGUUACGACAAGCAAGUGGUGAUGUUUGUGCCUGAAGCAAAUUCUAUAAAGCUUUACAAAGAAUGUACAUAUUCGUUAUUCUAGUGAUCCAUUAGUUACUACUAAGAACAAUGGCCUGAUUGAAGACGGGAGGAAAGGACACUCAACAAGCAGCUGGUGUGUUCUGUGCUGGAAGUAGUAGUAGUGACAGUGGUGGAUGAAAGGGUUCGCAAACCUCGACUGAGAGUGUGCAAGGUUGAUUAUAACGCUCCAUGACACGCAGUGCCGGACUGAAAAAAAAGGGGGGAUUAGUUUUCAAACCGUCUUUUUCAAACCUGAACUGGAUAACUAUUAAGAUAUUCACCAGCGCUGUUCUAAGUGUUGGAUAAUUUUCGGGUUGUUUCGGUUUUACAGUUUAUUGGAUGGUUUGAGAUGUCAAUUCGGUGAUGUUGGUACCCCUGUGCGUGAAAAUGGCGCAGAAAGAUGCUACAUUUGUUUCAGUUACCUGGAGUUCAAUCCUUGACCUACAUCUUGAAGCACGUUUUCUAAGUACCCGCAAGCUGUUGCUCCGCCCUGGCCACCUGCUGACUCAGGGUGGGAGCACGAAACCGCAGAGAGGCUGUCCGAGCUGUCUGCUACGUGAAAACCUGGAUGAGUCAAAGCACAACAAAUCGGAGCCUAUGUAACGCGAAGAUAAAUCUACAGAAGAAUACACAUAAGUACAAUGAUUUUUCCAUGCAGACGCAGAAUCUUUGGAUGUAAACAGCAAUACAUGAAGUAUAAUUAAGGGUUUACCAAAUCAGCAAUGGUUGAAAUCAUGAACGUUUAUCGAGGGAACGAAACACGUGACAGGGUGAGCAGCAGCAGCAGCAGCAGAAGCAGAAGCAGCAACAGCAGUAAGAAGGAUUGGAAGUAGUUUUCCUCAAAUGGCACGUAUCCUCCUAGAGAGCCUCAUCCCCUCUCCACUGAAAGAGGUGCCGCCCUAUCACUCAGGAAGGAUGGUCUUAACUAUUGUAAAGCACUGACCUCGGGGAUUUCCAGUCAGUGUCGCCGUGCCGCAAGCGUGGUGGUGACGACACUCCUGCACUCUCCGAAGUCUCUAGCUUGCCCUCAGCCCCGGUGCGUCACGUAAGAACCCCUUAAGAUGAUACCAAAGUUCAUCGGCUCCUCAAAAUUAUUGGUGGUCAAUUACUGACAACUGAUGAAUGAUGCCAGAAAGUAUAAUUUGUAAUGAUUGUAAUAAUAGCGCCAGCUUCUUUAUUAUCAUGUGAUUUAUUGAUGAUUUUAUUCUCAGAUUUUAAUCGAAAUGUGAUACUGCCGCAAGUCAUCGAAGUGAGAAAAUGCAAUCUUGUGGUGUUCUUAUAAUGACGAAGCUAACCUAAGUCCAUCUUGUGUGCACUUACUGGUUCAUAGGAUUGCGGAGAGUUUUUGGCGACAGCUGCUGAGAGGAACAGAAGGAAAAAGCUAAAUUUAAGCGCAACGAAGCUGCCAUAUGAAGGGAGAGUGACCGAAGGUGAAGCAUAUAUGAUUGAACUAUUAAAAGGAAUCCAAUACUAACCAGAACCAUUUCAGUACACACUGCCCAUUCACACCCUGCAGAGACAUUUUAUGGGGUAUCAGCUGCCGAGGUGUAUGAAAAUGAAAAAAAAAAGACACGUUUUGUGUUCAUAUCAUAACUUUCACCCCUUUGCCUUUGCAUCGUUUAUGCCCAGAUUUCCUAAGUGAUGAUGUUGGAUUGUCUAAACAUAUCGUUCAUUCAAAAUAUGAAGCCUUGUCCUUUGUGUGAACCGUUCUCACUUAUUACAUUUUGAAGUUUGUGUCUUCUUUCAGUGUCCAUUUAUGUUCUUAAUUGUGCUGCUUUCCCUUCAGUCAUCAAUUUAGCCAGACAUCUACAGUGUACAUAAUAAAACUGUAAGUAAGUAUGUGGAUGACUGUACCCGGUGCUAAAUUUCCUUUACAGUCAAGGAAGAGGAUGUAAAAUAAAAUAAAAAAUAAUAAAAAAUUUGCCAUUAAGCUAUAGGUUACUUGUGUUCCAUAUCUACAAGUAAUGUAGCGCAGGAAGAUAAAAACAAGCCUAGGUCAGCAGAGCCCUGUUAGAGCAGAUAAGGUAUAUUAGCUGUUGUAGAGCUUAGGAUGAACGUGAUGGAAGUCAGACCAUUCAAAAUAAGAUCAAAGAAUCCUCGAGAUACAACGUCGGUCGCGCAAGGAAGACGACCGGGUGGGAAAGCUUCAAGGUUGAUCCACACUUUUUUUUUAUUAUUCAUUAUUAUAACUGACUACCUCCCUCUGUAAGACUGUAGAACAAACUAGGUGCAUUCACUAGUUAUCUCCAAGUACUGAGCUCACGAGGAUGUGCACUGGUGAUUAGAAAAAAAAAAUGUAUGCAUAGGAAGAAAAAGAAAGUAGAAUCGAUUAGAAAUUAUAAUCCUGAAAUAUUCCUCCACUCAGCCGCAACAACAAAAUUUACGGGAAAAAUACGAAUCAGUAAAGUUCAUCGCAAUCGCAGGCUGAGAGAAGAGAAAGAGUACGGAAAACUAGACGAUGGACAGUGUUGGCAGGCCCGGAACCUAGGCCGUUGCACGUCACACCUUACUAGUGAAGAGGUGCGCAGUGCCCUGCCUUCGGUCUGUGGGUCUAGAGUAGAGGUAGAAAAUCCAGUGAGCCGUUACCCAAAUUAAUCAACAUUAUGAUAAUUUACAUAGAACGAAGAAAACUAAUGUGACAGUUCGCCUCUCCAAGAUCUAACAAGUGCAUUGCUUCAGUGUAAAUGAGGAAAUGCAUUCAUGUUUUUAUAUGUUUCUUUCUAAAGUCCUGUAUAUAUUCUGUACAUAAUUGACUGAUUGUUUGUUUUACAUUAAGCCUGUUUAUUGUUGACGGUUUGAGAAUCUUAGAUAAUUAUUUUCUCUUGUUGCUGCAUGAGAACUUUGAACAACUUUAACCCAAGUUUUGUGGGCGUGGCCUCUUCUUCCCCGCAGUGCUUGUGAUUAGCUGACUGGGAGGAGGCCUCACCAAUCAGAACUUAAGAGUGGGCUGCCCGUCCCAAGGCGUCUGCAUCUAGUCUCAAGUUUCCUGAUCAACUCUUCUCCUUGUUGACUGUCAUGUCAGAACCAAUAAAAAAGGGGGCGGGCAUCCCAUCUAUUUGCUUCAUACUUUAUCUAGGAAGAACCUCUAGAGCAUUAUUUGCUUGCUAGAAUACAAAAAAAAAUAUUGGAAUAAGUGACCAUUAAACAUUUCAGACGGCGGUAGUUCCUUAAAUGCUGUAACUUCUUCAGCUAUUUACAACUCAGCUUAACCUAGAGAGACAAUGCAAGUGAUGCAAGGCAGGGGCCGUCUGCUGCCCGUGUGACCCGUGACUCUGGGCCGAGGGAGGCGCUCCAGAGAUCAGUGUGCGGUACGUGUGUUGUAGAAGAUAAUUCCGAGGAUACAGUGUUCGUUGUUGCCCGAUGGAAUGGUGUGAGUUGCACCCUGCGAUCCAGUGCUCAACUCACGGGGGCGCCGAACAGAGAGGGUUUAUCUGUUUGUGUGCCCUGCUGGAGCUCCCUCCUAUGGCUCACUGACAAUGAUCACGUUGUAAUGAGUGUCGGCACUUCCUCUCUUGGGUCCUUUUCUUCAUUGUCUUUCGACAUUAUAAGGUGCCAUGUACUCCCAAGUUAUCUUACUGGCUCCCUCUUCCCCCUUCUUUAUUACAUUGUAUCUAUGUUACUUUGCUUCAGACAGUUGUUUUCUUUGUCCACUCAAGGAAGGAAAAUAUUGUUAGCAAACUGCAGCUACCAAUGAAAAUGCCAACUCUUUCCAUUCUUUUCAGAAUUAUUAGUAGUGGUAUAGGGUUUCAAAUUAUUGAGACUUUCUCCAUAUAACUUUAUAAUGACUGCCUGUUAAUGUAUAUAAUACAAAUAAAAGUUGUUGGUUAGAUAACAUGACAACAAUUCAUCGUCAUCCAUUCCAAAUCAAAAUGAAGGCAGAUGACCUGUAAUUACGAGAUACUAGUCCACCUAAUUCCAGGUAUUACUGAUUAGGCUCUCUCCCUUUCCAUAUUAACCCCUGUAACCCCUCAUGUACUGAGGGCCAGAGGGAGACAACAGAGGCAUCUCGCAUAUUCUCAGGGAGAGUUUCAGAUAUUAUAGUCCUUGUAACUUAUCCCUGAAGGCUAAUGGCAGAGUUUUGUGUUGUCUCUUGCUGCUCCUCCCCUCUGCUUCUGAGUCAGAGACAUCAAUGGGUUUCCAGAGUUGCACCGUCUCGGGGGAAGGUGGAGGUUCGCAAGGCACCAAUCUGGGCUACGGGCUCCACUUUCUCCUUCUCAUACAUGUGAACCAACCAUUGAAUGUCUCUGUGAUAAUCAAGAGAACCUCACCUGUUAAAUUUUUUACGUAAUUUUUAAUCUACAUAACCCAUUGGCUUAUUCGAUGAAUAACCUCUGAAAACAUAAAUCAUUAAAAUUAAUAAUCAGAGUACAUCACAUACGAAUGAAAUUUAACUGUGUGAAGAAAAGUUGCGGUGUUAAAAUUUAGUUUAUUGAAGCACAUUACUGGACCAUUGUGCUUCAACGGCUAUAUAUAUAUAUAUAUAUAUAUAUAUAUAUAUAUAUAUAUAUAUAUAUAUAUAUAUAUAUAUAUAUAUAUAUAAUAUGUAUAUAUAUUUUUUCUUUUUUUUAUGUAUCUGCGUGAGCAUGAAGGCCAGACCCUCCCUGUCUCUCCCUCUGUUUCCCUGGCGGAAGCCCCCAAGUACCAACAAAGGGUUGACGCUUCCAUGACACGCCUGACCUCCAUGCUCCACACAUUACCAGUGGCAUAUUCAGGCUUCAAGGUAAUUCUUUUCGACUGCUUUGAAAAUCACGUUUGACUCUGCCAACACAAAACCGUUUCAUUUUAAUAAGGGGGGAUGUUAUAUGCUACAAGUUUUCAUGAACUGUAACUUUACAAAUAAAUAUAUACGUACACAAUAUUAAAAAAAUAAAAACAAUACUAAUGAAUAAACGCCAGAAUUUGCCACUUAAGCAUCAAUCUGAAGCAAACACGUAUAAGAUUUGCGGAUAUAACUUAGCACAUCCCAUUCAGCCGUUACCUGUGCCUUCUAUCCAAAGCUUCCAUGGAGCGACGUGGGUCCCGACUCUCGGCCUCACCUCGGUGCCAGGAAGUCAAGUAUUUUAUCAUUUUCUUCAUAUAGUAAUUCAUACGCCAAUCAGCUUACAGAUUUAGACGCUCAAUUUUUUCUUGACUGGAUUGAGGUGCUGUUUGAGAGUCUGGACCAAAGCCUUGUUCAACGCGCCCUUCUCAUCAUCAUGCAUUACGUCAACUAUAAGAUUUGUCUGUGUGUGCGUGUGUGUGUGUGCAUAUAUAUAUAUAUAUAUAUAUAUAUAUAUAUAUAUAUAUAUAUAUAUAUAUAUAUAUAUAUAUAUAUAUAUAUAUAUAUAUAUGCAUGCACUCCACUGUAAAGAAAAUAAAUGACUCAAUAAGAAAUGAAUUGCCAAGAUUGAGAUAUAGAAGGUAAAAGAGAGAAGAGAGGCGCCUCGUUGAAGUUGGCUGUGACCCGGGUCAGCGCUCCACUAACCCUGUGUGAUGGGAGACCAGAGCUGCGUCUACACAGGUGACAAGGUGAGCCGCGGCGAGCCUUGCCUCACCACUCUAAUCAAAUUUAUGGUCCAAUUUUUACUAUGAAAGGUUUGAAAAUACAAUUUAACAUUAAAAUUACCGUCACAUUUGUUUUACUCUAAUAAAUAUGGAUGCGACGCCUGUGUUUACAGUCUUUGCCUUCAAGUUAUGCGAUUUUCAGGUGACGUUCUCUGUAUUAAAGAAAAGUACUAGGUAUUUAAUAUUUCUUCCUUGCUAUUAAGGUCCAUUGUUGUAUAAGAUUAUGAAAAGAUUUGGACCUUGGUAGCUGCAGGAUGGACUGGAUUCAUUGAAUCCCCUCAUUAUUUUGAUCUUGUAUCAAAGUGUGUGCUUUUUCAUGCCAAUAAACUAAGAAACCAGUUAAAA
Portunus trituberculatus (swimming crab) is the source of this 11564-nucleotide messenger RNA. RefSeq names its product potassium voltage-gated channel protein Shaker-like (gene shaker). The transcript has 8 exons. Lineage: Eukaryota; Metazoa; Arthropoda; Malacostraca; Decapoda; Portunidae. Gene Ontology annotation, biological process: protein homooligomerization; potassium ion transmembrane transport. Gene Ontology annotation, molecular function: protein binding; delayed rectifier potassium channel activity. Gene Ontology annotation, cellular component: membrane; voltage-gated potassium channel complex. The record is from RefSeq and is a predicted model, not a curated record. Bases 1395 to 2966 code for a protein of 523 amino acids.